AAUACAGGCUGAACACUGACAAAGGGAAAUUCAUCUCAAACAUCCAGUAGUGCCCAAGGAAAUUAGGAACUACCCCGGUGUUCAUGGAAAAGAUAUCGGCCAUAACGACGCCAAACAGCUGAGUGGGAAAUGACAACAACAAACAUGGUUGGCGAAGUGGACCCGUCAUGCAAUCCCGUAGAUUUAAUGGCGCAGGAUGCCUGCAAUCCAAGUGGUAUGUAUGGCGUCGAGAGAGAGACAGAUGAUGCUGCUGGGAGCAUUCAGAAUUCAGAACCUAGCAGUCGGCCCACGAAUGACUCAGAUUUUUCUUCGUUUGACAUUGUCAAAGCAACACAGUACGGAGCUUUGGAGAGAUGUAAGGAAUUGAUUGAAGGUGGUUAUGAUAUAAAUAAACGAGAUAAUGAAAAUGUCACACUACUACACUGGGCAUCGAUCAACAACAGAAGAGAUAUUGUGAGAUACUACAUCUCUAAAGGAGCAAUAGUGGAUGCCAUAGGUGGAGAGCUUAUGUCUACCCCUUUGCACUGGGCAACAAGACAAGGCCACCUAGGUAUGGUUGUUCUACUUAUGAAGUAUGGGGCUGAUUCUUCAAUGCGUGAUGGUGAGGGCUGCUCCUGCAUACACUUGGCAGCACAGUUUGGUCAUACAGCUAUUGUUGCUUACCUGGUAGCAAAGGGUGCCAAUGUGAAUCUCAUGGACAAGAAUGGAAUGACACCUCUCAUGUGGAGUGCAUACAGAGUCACCAGCCUGGAUCCCACAAGACUGCUACUGACUUUUGGAGCUAGUACUUCUAUGGCAGACCGUUUACAUGGUAACACAGCAUUGCACUGGGCAGUUAUAGCAAAAAAUCACAUGGCAGUCAGUGUAUUAGUUAACCAUGGGGCCAAUGUUGAUAUUGCAAAUUCUCAGGGUGAAUCAGCAUACAGCCUGAUAAUGAAGAGAAAAACACAGUGGCUGGAUAAGAAAGUACUAGAUAAACUGCAAGAAAUGCAGAAAUCAUCUAGAAAUAUCUGCUAUCGAAUUUCCAGUGAUAAGAGUCUCCGGUACUGGACGAUGAUCAGCACACCAUUUAUUGUAUUUUACAUUGUUGGGCUUGUGUUACAACUGGACAUGCUCUAUCUUCUGAAGAUUGCCCUUUUCAUGACAGUGUAUCUUGUAGUCUAUGGCAUCUCGAGAAUUCUGUUCGAUGAACGCCUGAUGACUGUCAUGCCCAUGGCAGUGUACCUUGCAACAAAGUUCUGGUGUUAUGUAACAUGGAUAUUGUACAUUCAUCCAUAUUCAGGCCUUGAAUGCACAUCUCUGUUUCUUCUCUCAUCACUUAUUCUGUGGUAUAACUUCAUGAGAGCAUGGAGAGGAGAUCCAGGAGUCAUUACAGCUGAUCAGGCACAGAAGUACCAAACCAUAAUUGAAUUAGCAGAGAGAGAUGGCUUUGAUCCCCAAUGGUUUUGUUCAACUUGUCUGGUUCGACGUCCAAUACGUUCAAAACAUUGCUCUGUUUGUAACCGCUGUAUUGCAAAGUUUGACCAUCACUGCCCAUGGGUUGGAAACUGCAUAGGAGCAAACAAUUUGAAGUAUUUCAUUGGAUACCUGGUAAUGCUGUGUAUGAUGUGCUGCUUUGUCCUCCAAGGCUGCUUUUACUUCUGGAAUGGUGCUUGCAACGUUUACAUUUCCAAACAGGGGCUUUGGUCCAGUCUAGGGUCAAUAGCAACAUGUGAACCCUGGGUGGCAUGGGUUGGUGCCAAUGCCAUUUUGCAUGCUGCUUGGGUUGCAACACUCCUUGGAUGCCAGCUGUACCAGGUCCUGAUUUUGGGUAUGACAACUAAUGAAAGAAUGAACUGCUACCGAUACAAACAUUUCCAGGUUGGGAAGAAGGGUGAAGUGCGAUCACCUUUCCACCGUGGAAUCUGGAAGAACUUCCAAGAUUUACUUAACUGGCAAUGCUUUGGUCUCCUCAAACCAGACAAAACAGACUGGCUUCACAUAUAUACCCUCUCUGAAUCAGCUGAAGAUAAACAACCACUUCUUUCUCAGUCAGACAUGUAUCAAUAUGUUUAAUUUCUGACAGUCACACUGGAGAGUUACAAGUGAAAUUUGAACUGAUCUGACAUACUGUCAUUCUGCUUUUUAUAUCCAUCCAUUAUUACAUUUACUAUUUCAUAUCUAGGAAGAAGUUAAAUUACCAUACCCUUACUCAUUAUCUGUUAUAGGUGUGGUGCAUGAAUGGAUUUUUCUGUUUGUUAACUUUCAAAUACUUUAUAUUUGAAGUAUGAUAGAAGAAAAGUAGAUCUCUUUAGAUGUGUCAGACUUGAAUUAAUCUUCUGUAUGUAACUUCUAUUAUCUUCUUUGUACUUCUACCUACAAAACAAAGAUAGUAAUAUUGCUAUACAACUUUUUGUAUCUUAACUUUGAUUGAUAUAAAUAUAUAGUAAAUGUACUAAAUGUAACAUUCCAUAUAGAAUGACAGAUUCUCUGGCUCUCUAUAACUCCCUAUUUACAGAAAAGAAGAGCAGAUAUAGAAGGGUUUCAGCUGUUACCAAGAACAUAGUACCAAAGAUCAGAGUCAGAAAUCCAAGGUAUUUUAAGGUAUAGUCAACUAGUCACAAAUAUUCCAUUAUUUAUAUAACCCUUGGCCAGUUGUCUCUUUUUAUAUUUGUAAGAUGUUGUGAGGACACCAAAGAUGAGCUCCAGUGUAUUGCCUGCAGUGUGCAGCUUUCAUUCAUGGCUUGUUUGCUCAAUUUGCAUUUUUAUAAUUAUGUGAUUUUAUUUUAUUAUGUAAAGAAUAGAUUGACAUUAAAUGUGUGAACAAAAGCGACCAGUCAUGAUGGAUGAACUGAUUGAAGGUUGAGACUGCAAGCAUUUUCAGCAGUUGAAUUGAGACAUUGAUUAUUUGAGAUAGGAAGUUGGGAGUUUUGACUAUCAUUUUCUAUACUUUGUUCAUUUUAUGUGAGACAUUGAAACUAAUAUGUUGUUUUGUAAAAUAGAUGAUGUGCAGCUUAAUACUAAUGGCCGAAAUAAAGUAUGUUCGUAUAUAAUACAGUACAAUCAUAUCAUAUAUUUUGAGUGAUACACAAUCUGUCUGAUAUCCCAUUUUUUUAUAGUGUAGGUAAUGAGCAGUUAUUAGUCAUAACUCCAAACAAGGCAUCUUAUUUUGUAGGACAAUCAUUUGUAUAGAGUUCACUGUGUCUUUUUUAUGCCAUUCUUGGAAGUGGUUUCUUUUAUUGUUACUUUUAGAUAGCUGUUUAGACUAUACCAGGUCAAGAUAAUGCCUUUUUCCUUGUUUAUGGUAAUAUGAUACAGUAUUUUUAUAGACUGCAUUAUUUUACAUUUUCAUUUAUUUACAGCAUUUGAAAACCUUUUAUCUUAAAGGAAACAUGAGAAUGUCAGAAAGCCAAGGAGCUAAGUAAAUGUUCAGACUUUAGGGUAUCAUUUUCCAACUGGUAAUGGAUUCAUUUGAUAUUAGGAAAGAAUCCUCGUCAUUUUCAUAACAAGGUGACCGUUAAAUGUUGCAUAUUCAAUUGAAAUAAGAGACAAUAUUUUUCUCUUCCAUUUUCUUAUUUAUUUUCUAUUUUGCCUAUUGAAAUGGUAUUUUAGACUACUAAUGAGAAGUUCUAUGAGCCAAGUAUCAAAGGUUUAGUGUCCUUAUUGUAUACAGCUACUACUGUAGCUUUUGUGAGGUUUAUUUGGCUACGCAGACAUAUGGUUAAGUAUUAAAUGAUUAACAUCUUUAUGAAUUGCAACAAUAAAAAGAUGAAAAAUAUAUAUUCUGUAAAUAACUUGUAUUUUAGAAAUAUCAGUAGAACUGCAGUUUCCAAUGCUGGGACUUAUCAUGAGGUAAAAGGGAAGAAGUUAUAGCACAAAUUUUUUUUAUGUAACAAGGCAUUGAUAUUUAUGAAUGUAGUAAUUUUGUGACACAAAGAUAUACAAAUUUUGUGCAAAAGAUGUAUUACAGCCCAUCUUUAUAUUGUAGCAAAGGCAAAUUAUUAUAAGCUUCUUGCAUUUGGUUAUUGAAAACAUUUCCCAUAGUGAAUGAGAAAUUCACCAUUGAUUCAAACUGUGUUUUUUAGCAAGUGGGAUAAUGGUUGCAUCCAAUGUUUUUGUAUAAAUUAAGAUUUGAAAAAAAAAGAAGACAAUGAACAGAUCCAAAUUCCUAGUCAUGCAUUUUUAAUGAUAAUCUUAUUUUUCAGUGAGUACUUGCGGAUUGCCUCAAAAGCUUUACUGUCAUGGUUAUAAGUCAGAUGAAUUGUGUUUGUUUGAUAUUAUGAAAAUUGCAAAUUUUGUCAUGAAUUUUUGCAAUUUAACCCAUUGGCGAUGGGUAUAGAAAACUAAAAAAAACUCUACGCUCUGGCGAACCACGGCAACGCGCGACUUUGAGCGUGUGAAUUCGGUACAUCAAGCCGAAUCAUUGCCUCGAGGCGCUUUGGCGUGCCGCAGCGGCGGACAGCCAUAAGCCACAUUUCGAGCGUAUUGUUAUGACGCCUAUAGGCGUGACCCUUCGCCAUUGGGUUAAGGAAAAGUACUUUUAUUCCAGUUUGUUCAUUUAUAGUAAAUAUUUCAGAAAAAAUUAUUAAGUAGUGUUAACAGUAAGAAUAUUUAGAAAUUUUGGUUUUACCUGUGUUUGUUUUGCCAUAUUUCCCUGCAGCCUCAUCAUUGUAGAAAUAAUUAUACUUUUUAAAAAUAAGAUUUUUUCAGUUUGUUUCCAUAGUUAUAAUUUUAUUCCCACAUUUAUCAUGUAGCAAUUCCUUUUAAAGUGUUCAGUUUAUUUCCAUAGUUUAGGUCAACAAGUUUAAAGUAGAGACUGAAUUUCAAAGAACCCUUGCACAAGUUUAUGAUAAAACAAAUACUGAAGGGUGAGUUGAGGCUGUAGAACAUUCCAAAAACAUAAUUCCAUUGUUAUUCUAAAAGAAAUGAAUUGUCACAAUUACAGAUCUUUUGUGAAUACAAAUAUUCCCUUUUAGAAAUAUUUUUUCUUUUUCUUUAAGUAUUGAAGAGUAGUUUUAUUGUGCUGUCAGAAAUGGUUUCAUUGGUUGUGAUUUAGUUUCUGUUUUGUUAAGCAGAUAUGUAAUAGUCAUUCAUCAUCAUAAUAGUGUUUGAACAAAUGUGAUUGAUCAGUCUUAUGUCAUGCACUUCCUUGUUCAUAAUAGCAGGGACGGCAAGGAUGGUGCCUUUUUUCAAAGGACUUAUAUAGGCAGGUAGACUUUGAACCAGUGUCUAGAAACAUGUAGGUUACACAGUUUCAACACCAUCUGUUGAUUAAGAUUGCUUUAAAUCUUUAUCUUUGAUGAGUUUGGGUAUAUUCAAUAACUCAAAUGCAUUUCAUAAGGUGAAAUUUGUCUGUGAUGCACUAUGUUCCUUCAGAGAUAUAAUGGCAAAUUACUAUGACUUGGUGUAAUAUUUUUAUAGGAGGCAUUUGGCAACAAUGACUAAUGAAACUAAUCAGUACAGAGGGACAUGCAGGGAUUAGUAGACCAGUAUAGAAAAGGGCUCCUAUAUUAUUGGAUUUACUUCUGUAUCUUUAUCUUGUCUGAAGAAAAAAUAGGUUAAUGUUACAGACCUUCAUGUUUUGUUGUUCAGGCUAUGUACAACUGUGUAAUGGUAUUCAACUGUAAUUGUUCCUUAUGUUUUGCUCUUUUCAUAAAAUGCUUUCAUUGUAAUUAGUUGCUAAACAUAUUUGCAUGCAUGAAAGCUGACACACACAGGCUAGAGGAAACUUAAGGUAAUGCAACACAGGAAUUGCCAGUACCCAUACAUAUAUACUUACUACAUGCACAUGUGCUAUCCCUUUCUUCCUUUCUCCCUCUUCCUCUCUCUCCCUUAUACAAAUACACACAUAUUUAGAAAGAAGGAGAAACCAUUAUUAGUAGUACAGUAAUGCAGUUGCACAUGUGGAGUGUUCUGUAACUGUUUGUAUUUUCAAUGCCUAUACAAUAAAAUUGUGAGAUACUUCAACCUUUUUGUAUAGAAUUUGUUUGCAUUUUGUGUCUAAGCAGCACAACACAACUUGGACACUACAUUGAAUGAAUUAUGUGACUUUUGUCACACAUGUUAACAAAAGGUAAAUAUUUUAUAAUGCAGUUAGUAUUUUUAUAGGGGAUUAUGCAUGAUAGAGGAACAAUUAAUUUUUACAACUUAAGAAUGUGUGAAAUAUGUAAUAAUACUCUUGUUCAUGUUUAAAUGAUAUCUUAAUGUAAGUAUUCUGCACUUUUCAAGAUAAUGAUGGUCUGAUUUUUAAUAAUAGAAUACAAUGCCCUUCUAAAUGUAGUGUUAUGACCUACCUUGCUGUGCUUUGACUUCAAAGUUAAACCAAAAUGGUUACAAACAAUAACUUCCAUGUUCUGUAUUGCUUAUGUGUAUGUCAGCUGGUGAUUGUUUGCACAACAAUAUUAUCCAUAUAAAUGUAAAUAGUUAUGUAACUCCUCAUAAACUGCAGGUGUUUAAGAUUUUGUACAUAGUCAUUAUUUAUUGCCAAUGCUUCACCUUCUCAUAUCAGUCAUUCAUUUUUAUCAGUACUUUGAUUGACUGUUCAAGUAAUGAACAGCGGAAGCACUGGAUCACACUAUGCAAUGUUUAAGUAUGUUGAUGUGGUAAGAUUAGAUACAGUAAGCUUAAGAUAAUAGUUAUGCAAGGCGUAUAUGGCUUUAUGUACAGGCAAUUUACUCAUACACAGAACCUCCCUUAGCGUAAUGGAGAUAUUAGAAAUAAUAUUAGUAUGAAUAUUGAUCUGUAAAAAUCUAUAAUUAGUUAACAUUUACAGUAUAUGAUUUCAAAACCCCUAUUAUAUCCCAUAGAGGUAGCGUUAAGAUAAAGAGUAAAAAUCUUAACAUGGAAUUGAUAAUACCGAAAAGAUCUGGUCUGUAAGAUUAGUGACUUUCAUGAUUUUCAUUUUGUAAGUGCCUUGACAUGUAUCAGUCUGGUAUGUCCAGAAGAUUCAUAAGUAAUGGAGCAAUUAAAAAUCAAUGCCUUCAUGAUUAUUUAUCAAGUGCUUACGGAUUAUGAUCUUGUCAUAGUUGAUGGUCUUUGUCCCCCCAAACUUUAUAUUAGCCAUCGUAUCCUACCUCCACUCCCUCUGCUUUAAGGAAGUGAUCAGUUGCACAAAUGCUUAUAUUUUAUUUGCAGUUUUCACUCUGAAAUCAAUGUCAUAUUUUUCCUCAUGUACAUAGCUAUCAGUCAUUCAUCUUGUAUUGGAACUUUAGGAUAGUCAGUAAACUCACAUUAUGAA
Molecule: messenger RNA, 7216 nt
Organism: Penaeus chinensis
Lineage: Eukaryota; Metazoa; Arthropoda; Malacostraca; Decapoda; Penaeidae
Product: palmitoyltransferase ZDHHC17-like
Exons: 15
Coding region: 130-2055 (641 amino acids)
Biological process (GO): protein palmitoylation
Cellular component (GO): Golgi membrane
Molecular function (GO): protein binding; palmitoyltransferase activity
Source: RefSeq, a predicted model, not a curated record